Humulus lupulus (European hop) is the source of this 2997-nucleotide messenger RNA. Its product is annotated as probable LRR receptor-like serine/threonine-protein kinase At4g37250. Gene Ontology annotation, molecular function: protein binding; ATP binding; protein kinase activity. Gene Ontology annotation, biological process: protein phosphorylation. Lineage: Eukaryota; Viridiplantae; Streptophyta; Magnoliopsida; Rosales; Cannabaceae. The record is from RefSeq and is a predicted model, not a curated record. The transcript has 2 exons. The coding region runs from base 504 to 2822 and encodes 772 amino acids.
CCUCCUCUGUUUUCCCAUCUCCAUUUACCCCUAAAAACAAUUAAAAAAUAAUAAAAAUAAAAGUUUACAUAAAAAGAGUUCCCUGAGAGUUUUUGGCAGAGCCACUGCCAGUUAUGUAUAUCUUAAUAUGUUAUGUUUCCCAAGUUGAGUAAGUUUCUUUCAAUAUGUUUUUACUGCAAGAAAGUAAACACUUGAGACAACAACAUGCCUUUGGCACUAGCUUUGUUGUUAAUGAUCCUCUAAACUCUCUCUCUCUCUCUCUCUCUCUCCACAACUUCUCCAAUACCGACUGUGACCUUUAUCUCUAAUUCUCUACUUUGCUCCAACUUUGGAGCUUAAACCAAAGCUAGCUAAUCUCUGCUUAACUCAGUUGAUUUGGUGACCCAAACAACAAAUAACUGCAGUUGGUCACCAUCUUCUGUUUCUCUAUUCUCCAGUUUUCUUUUUCUACACCAUGACCUACUAGUAUCCAGCCAUGCGGAGAACUAGUGCUUCAGAAAAAAAUGAGCUCCAAUACCAUUAAGGGACUCCAUUUUUGGUGGAGGGUCUUUUCGUUUUUUCUUCUUCAUCUUCUACACCAUUCUUCUACAGCUCUCAACUCAGACGGAAUUUUCCUACUUUCUUUCAAGUACUUGAUCUUAAACGACCCUCUUUCGGCCUUGGAAACCUGGAACUACUACGACCAAACGCCUUGUUCAUGGAAGGGAGUCACGUGCGCCGAAAUCGGUCCUCCUGGAACGCCGGACAUGUUCAGAGUCACCAGCUUGGUCCUCCCUAACAACCAGCUUCUGGGUUCGAUCUCACUCGACCUGGGACGAAUUGAACACCUUCGCCACCUUGAUCUCUCCAACAACUUCUUUAAUGGGUCUUUGCCUUCAACCAUAUUCAACGCCUCCGAGCUUCAGGUGCUUUCUCUUUCCAGCAAUGUGAUAUCUGGUCAACUCACUGAGUCCAUUUCUGGCCUGAAAAGUCUCCAGUUUUUGAAUCUCUCAGACAAUGCUUUCGCCGGAAAAGUUCCCCAAAACCUCACUUCUUUGCAAAAUCUCACAAUCGUUUGCCUGAAAAGCAAUUACUUUUCUGGUAACGUUCCCGGCGGGUUAAGUAAGGUUCAAGUAUUAGAUCUAUCGUCAAAUUUGCUUAAUGGGUCUCUGCCUUCGGAUUUUGGUGGAGAUAGUUUGAGAUAUUUGAACGUUUCUUAUAACAAGAUUUCAGGGAAUAUACCAGUGGAGUUCCCCAAACGAAUUCCGGUGAAUGCUACCAUUGAUCUUUCGUUUAACAAUCUCACCGGAGCAAUACCAGAAUCAACGUCUCUGCUUGCUCAGAAAAAAGAGCUUUUCUCAGGAAACUCUUAUCUCUGUGGAAAACCCCUAAAAAAUCUCUGUACAAUUCCUUCGACUCUGUCAACUGAACCUAAUGUCACCACUUCUUCUCCGGCCAUCGCAGCCAUACCCAAAACAAUCGACUCAACUCCGGAGACAGCGACAAACGGAGCUCCGCCACAACAGCAAACCGGGCUAAAGCCCGGUACAAUAGUCGGAAUAGUUGUCGGAGACUUAGCUGGAAUAACCGUCUUAGCAAUGGUGAUUCUCUACAUCUACCAACUCCGGAAGAGGAAACAUCUCGACCCGGUAUCGAAAUCUGUAUACGACCCUGGAAACAAAACGGGUUAUAGCGGAAAACAGGACGACCCUGACGCCAUAAAAGCCUCUACAUGGUCUUGCUUGACUAUUAAAGGCGAAAAAUCAUCGGAAGGAACGAGCUCCGACAGUGAUCGGGACGAGCGAAACAGAGAGCCAGUAAAUGGUACUGGGCCCAACCGGAAUGGGGGGUUGCUGGUGACCGUCGACGACGACCAAUCGCCGGGGUUGGAGCUGGAGACUCUGCUUAAAGCUUCGGCAUAUACUUUGGGUGCAAACGGAGAAAGCAUUGUGUACAAGGCGUUAAUGGAGGACGGGACUGCUGUGGUGGUGAGGAGGAUCGGAAAGAGUCAGGGGGAGAGGAUGAGGGACUUCGAGAACCAGGUGAGGUCCAUAUCAAAGGUCCGACACCCAAACUUUGUUCGGAUUCGUGGGUUUUAUUGGGGUGAUGAGAAGCUUGUUAUCUAUGACUACGUCUCCAAUGGCAGCCUCGCUAACACCGGCAGCCGAAGAGCGGGGUCGUCACCAUGUCAUCAACCGCUUGAAAUACGGCUGAAGAUAGCAAGAGGCAUUGCGAGGGGACUAAGCUACAUCCACGAGAAGAAACACGUGCAUGGAAAUAUUAAACCUAGCAAUAUCCUUUUAAACAACGAAAUGGAGCCCAUAAUAAGUGAUUUUGGCCUAGACCGGCUCAUUGUCCCAACCGGAACCAGUAGUCAUCACAAAUCAAGCGGUUCGGCCAGGUAUUUCGGAAGCCUAAAAUCGGCCGCUGCGGCCGCGCGUGACGGUCAAUAUGAUGUCACCUUCGGUGGCAGCCCAGGAUCCUCCUCAGCCUGUGUAUCUCCAUAUCAAGCACCAGAGUCCAUGAAGAACCUGAAGCCUAAUCCCAAGUGGGAUGUGUUUUCUUUUGGUGUAGUUUUACUUGAGCUUCUAACCGGGCGGGUUUUUUCGGACAGGGAAUUAGGGCAGUGGACCGGAGUCGGUUCGAUGGUUGAGGAUAAGAACCGGGUUUUGAGAUUGGUUGACGUGGGGCUGAGGGGUGAGGUAGAGAGCAAGGAAGAUGCCAUGGUGGCAUGCUUGAAAUUAGGGUUUCAUUGUGCUUCUUUUGUCCCACAAAAGAGACCAACCAUGAGAGAAGCCCUCCAAGUGCUGGACAAGUCCCCUUUCAUUUCUUUGGAAUACUAAUUAUGUAUUUGAACCCCGCAAAAGUAUUUCUUAGGCUGAAAGCUUCUUGUAUUUCUCUUUGUAAUUUUUCUUUUUCCAUCUUUUUCUUGACUUGGACGUUGCAUUAAAAGAAGAAGGAAUGUUGAUAUAAUUAUUUGACUGAUUAAUCAAAUGCCAUUGAUCUUUAUUUUUUAUA